Cynoglossus semilaevis (tongue sole) is the source of this 13202-nucleotide messenger RNA. RefSeq names its product forkhead box P1b (gene foxp1b). Gene Ontology annotation, biological process: regulation of transcription by RNA polymerase II. The record is from RefSeq and is a predicted model, not a curated record. Bases 5367 to 7403 code for a protein of 678 amino acids. Lineage: Eukaryota; Metazoa; Chordata; Actinopteri; Pleuronectiformes; Cynoglossidae. Gene Ontology annotation, molecular function: RNA polymerase II cis-regulatory region sequence-specific DNA binding; DNA-binding transcription repressor activity, RNA polymerase II-specific. The transcript is spliced from 16 exons. Gene Ontology annotation, cellular component: nucleus.
GUUUGUUCGUUCUUUCUCUUCUUUUUCUGAGUAUUUAUUGUAACCCCCGCGAAAAACAAGGGUUUACUGUAUAUCAAAUAUUUAUCAGUAAAAAAAUACAUCUUUUCUUUUCAUCGUUUCUCUAACCACAAACCACUGUUCUAGAAGGACAAAAAAAAGGUAAUGUCUCCUGAGAUCUUUUAUUUAACAUAAUGAUAAUUAACACAUGAUAAAACCCAACCAAAAACACAGGAAAAACAUCAUACAAAUAUAUGUGAUUACAUGUAUAUAGAAUGGCAAGAAGCGGGUAAGAACAUGUCAGUGAUGACUAGCGACAGUCCCAACAGAAACCUAAGGUUGGAAGUUUUCGGUCUGUUCUUCAAUGAACGUUCAUCAGAGAUGAGCGCUGCGAUACCGGGCGAUUUAGCACACAGCUUGUCUUUUGACGUCUCCCCAGCAUCAGGAGCCAUAAUACAGCACAACAGGCAACACAAACCUUGAAGCGCAUUUCUGUUGUUGCACCUUUCGGUACACGCUGUUGUGUUGUCUAGUCUGGCAACCAAGCUGAACCUAAAUAGCUCCAGAAGAGAACCUCUCUGGCUUGUCUCCUCCUUUGUGUGUCUUUAUCUUGCACCCUAGAAAUGUUGUGCUUUUGUUGUGUGCUUGUGUAAACAAGGACUGUGUGAGAACUUGGCGAGGCGAAGCAGGUGGCCGCUCAGGCUUUACUGUCAUGAGUAUUAAGGAAAAACAGAACACAGAGAAGGGUCAGAGCACAGCUGCGUGGCCUGACCCUACCUUGAAUCUACUGCUGACUUGUUUGAGUUGGUGAAAUCUAGACAAGUGUGACAUGGGGACGGGCAUUAUAUUUCCUGAGAGUGUGUGUGUGUUUGUGUGGGAGGGGUUACGGUGGGGGUGGUGUUGAUGGGCUCAGGCCUCUGGCUGCUGUUAACCUUCAACCUGUCCGGUCAGGUGGGAGAUGAAGGACAGUGUUGUUUGUAUUGUACACGUCACGAUUGAGGCAGGAAAAACAAAACAAACAGUAAACAAACAGAAACUCUGACCUUUUGUUAUUAUCCAGGGUUUCUCUUUAAAUAUUUUCUUUGUUUUUCAAGCGGCCUCCCCUCGCCUUCCGAAAAACUAAAAAGUCAACAGUUCAGCCACUUCUUUCUUUCUAUAAGAAAUGUAUUUUUUAUUUAUAUUGAAAAAUACCCAUUCUUUAAUUAAGGCAUACGUGGGACUGGAAAGAUUUAUUCAGAUUUGUUCAGAACAGUCAUACCGUGUUGUUGUUUUUUUCUUGGUUACCAUUUAAUUCCAAUGUUUCACCAUCAGGAUGUCAAUAUGCAAAACAUAUAUUUUGUUUAUUUCCUGUGCUUCAACAUGGUGAAACUUUUCCUACAAAAAAAUUGCUCCUUGACUGAAAAACAUAAUGAAGCCACAUUAACUGAAAAACAAGCUUAAAUGUUUGAUGUUGUGAACAAGUUUAUUUCUACCAUAAUUAACACCUAACACAUAGAGCUGCGUUCGUUUUUGGUGUUUACUAAAAACGAAGAAGACUUGAAUUGAUUGCGCAGCAUAAUUGGCCCCGACGAGCAACUCAGGCGUCGCCGAUUUUUGCAGCAAAUCAUUUUAUUCAUGCGUUCUCUGUCGGAGAGCAGAAGAGGAAGCUUGCACUUACGAGCUGGAGCUAAUAUGUCUUUGGUUUAGAAGUACUUCGCAUUAAGCCAUGGAAGUACUCUACUCAGUAUUUGUACUAUGUCUAACAGUAAGGUUGACUGUGACCUAUUAACUAUAGUAAUAGGUCACCUCAUUUAAAAGAUGAGUAUUGAGUAUUGGAUUAAGAUUCUCUCUUCAGUUCAUUUUGAUUCCACGUCGAUUUAAAAACAUAAAAUCCAUGAUCGACCAAAUAAGUGUCUGAUAAAUAAUUACUGUUAUAACAGUCUCCAGACUUUUGUUAUAUAUAACGUAGAUACUUCCUUGUGUACCUUCACUGACGACAACUUCAAUGUUAAUCUCCAGCCUUUAUAUAACAGUGAUGAGCUCAUUCAGAUAAAAAUUCUCUUUCACACAGUGAAUGUGGACAGAGCCGGCAGCAGCACUGUCUCCGUAGGUUCAUCCUUUCUUAAUAAGAAACUCCCUUUUCUCCAGCGUCUCUUUUGUAUGUUGUUUUAUGUCCAAAUGUUUAUGUUGGGAGCAUAAAUAGUUUGUAACCACAGUAAAAAUGCCUCUUUUAGCACAACACUUGACCCAUAAUUAUGUCUGAAUUUGUGCAUGUUGUAUAAAUGGAACAGAUGGAAAAGCUGCAGCUUUUUGAGUCAUCAUGGACGAGGCUAUCCCCUCAGGAAAAAGGAAAAUAAAUAGAUGGAUAAACAAGUAAAGGCCAGGUCAUGUGACCAGACUGUGGCGUCCAGGCCAUGAUGGCGGUGUCCCUGCCUCAGUGCUUCUCAGAUUAAUAUUGUUAUCAGCACAACCCUAAUAAGGCUCUUUCCUAUCUGCUUGAUAUUUAUGAUGGAUAAUAGCCAUUUUUCCAUUUUCUUUAUUCCUCUGAUUUUUUGCUGAUGAUAUUGCAGGUUUGAAUUAUUAUGUGGUGAAAUUAAUGAGAAGCUAGAUUUAUGGGUUCCAUUUGUUUGUCAAUUUGGAAAUUAAUUGGGUGUUAAUUUUAACCGUCCCCUCAUCAGUGCCGGUACCGAGCAUGUGUGCAUUACUUUGCAUUCAUUGAGGCUUUUUUCUCCCUCCUUCAUUGUGGGUCACUAGUUUUGCAUACGUAAAAAUAGUCCCACGGCUCAUUCUCUUGAUGACUUUGGGAGAUGCUGUGCAUUUGGAAAUUUACACUAUUCUGUUAUAAUCUACACAGAAUGACAGUGCACGUAUAAUAGCUAUUACUUUCUCUCCUUUUAUGUUUCAUUUGAAAAAAAGAAAAUAACCCCCGUGCAUGGAGAAAUGUCUCUUAUUAUUUGAAAAUUAAAUGAGGUGAAUAACACCAGCACACAGUUUAUUUCAGAAGACAUUUAAUUUGGCCUUUAAAUGUGAUAGGUGUCUCAGAUGGGGAGGUGGUACAAGGAGCAGCCUGUAGAUGGAGUCGUGAGUGGCUCCAAGCCAUCCCUGUAUUUCUCUUGCUUACCUCUCAUAUAGAAAAUCCCUUAAUGUUGGAAAUGUGUGCCAGACUGGAGAGGUGAGGCAGGUCAACAUCUGUCUCCAGUUCUAGCCCAGAGAACCCCGGGUCGGCCGGCAGAACAUACUGGAGCUGCUCAGACAGACAGAGUGCGGCCUGUACUUUGACCAAAGUUUCACAUGACAAGUCUAAUUUUUGCAAGAGAAAAGUUUUAAACCCAAGCUAAAAAAAAAAAAAAAACCAGCACUGGAAACCUAAAAAUGCAUUCUAACUCUCAUGGAUCUUUAUCUAACUAGUGUUUUUGGUGGAUCCACUGACACAUUAAUACAUAUUUUACAUUAUACAUUAUGUUAUUUAUCAGCCACAUACAGGGAGUCCUUGACUUCCAUUUAUCCAUCCAGAAGAAAACUACUGUAGACUUAGUCCAACCUUUUCACAAUAUGUCGCUGCUUUUUUCCCACUUUUAUUAGAAUAGUUUUCCACUUUGUAGAUGUUUUCUUUUCCAUUUCUAAAAUAGUCAUUUGUGGAAGAAAAAGUCUCAUUAUUGUCUAAUAAUCCUUAGUCUAGACUCUUGUGUCACCUACUGUACAUGCACUGUGUUGCUGUAUGGCAAGUUGUCAACCUCAAUUUCCUUUCAGUCUGACUGUGUGUAUCCCUAUGGUGUCGUUAUGUGUGUGUGUGUGUGUGUGUGUGUGUGUGUGUCUGCGUGUCUGCAUCUUGUUUGGAUCUGAUACCUCUGGCAGCGCUGUGCCCCUGUCGUUGAACACACAUUAACUCACAUUGGCCCUCCUAUUACACGCCCUAAGCGGAACACCAUAAAUCUGCAUUUGCUUCCAUUUUCACCUUCUUUCAUGAUGAGGCCCAGUGUUUUAAAGGCAUUUAUUCUGCUUCAUAUAAAUAAUUAAUCAGCCAAGUUAAUUUGCUUCUGCCUGACUUGGUCAGCUUCAUUAACCACUAUGGAAUUGUUAGACUACAAGCAGUGCAUCAGCAAGGGCCGACAACCAGUGCACAAUAGCUCUAAAUCAUUUCACUGAUUUGCGGAAAACAUGGCUCACAUAAGCACUGGUGUCGCCGUGCACUUGACCUGCAGGGAGACAGGAGGGGGUUGGGCCGGUGUGUCUGUCUGGCUAUUGUGUACCCAUCAGCAGAACAGAGUGUCUAUAAUGUAAGGUAAACACAUUGUUGUCAGAUUUUGGGGCAGGUGGUUAAAAUCCUUAAAUUUGCUUUUUCUUUUUCUUUUGAUGAUACAAAAGGUUAGACUUGCUUAUAAGUUUAAUUUAAAAAUUUUGUAAUUAUUUUCGAUGCAGAAGAAAGUCAGGAUUUAGAUGAAAAUGUCACCAGGAUUCCCUCAGCUUCUUUGUGUAGUAGACUGUGUCAUAGCUAUAUAUUUUAGAUUUUAAAAUGCGUCACUUAGACCUAAAAAAGCACUGGCAGAAAAUAGACUACUUUUGUCAUGUUUUUGAUACAGUCGCUAAAAAGAAUGUAAUGUAACGUCAAACUGUGGUGCCAAUGUUUGUAUGUUAUUCUUUUGAGUUAGAUUUAGUUAUGAAAAAUAACAUUUUUGUGUAACAGCUCAAAGGGGUUUGUUUAUACUCGGUCCUGUAUUUUGGUGUUAAUUGAGCAGCCCUGAAGGAUUUGACUGUUUUUUUGCCUGACCUCAGAUUGGCUUUUUCUCAUGGAGAUCCUUUGGCAGGCCUCACACAGUCGCCCUGUUUCCCAUUAAAAAGCUAUUCUGCCGUGGUUCUUCUGGGAGCCGUGCGAGUAAAUAUAUCCAUUUCCAUAGAAAGUGUUUUGUUUUUGGACUUGCAGUGUUUUCUUGGGCUCCUCUGCUCUUGCUCGGAGCAGGUUGGGUUCCUCUCAGAUGUGUGCUGGACCCCGGACCCCUCCCCACGUUCGACUCUCAAUGGAAAACACAAACAAAACCUGAGUCCUUCUCACUUUUCCCCGACCCAGUAUGGACUUGUCAUCUGCCAAAGGUCUGCACCGGAAAAAGACAAAACAAAGAAGCAGUUCAUUGCUGUGUUGGAGCUGCAGUCUGUGGGAGAAUGUGUUUGCCUCACUGCGUACGCUACACACAAACAAACAAGACACUGGGACGUACAAAACUGAGGAGGAAAUCUGGAAUAAAAGUGAAAUUGUGUGGGAAGGAUAUGGCAGAUGUUUAUAGUUUGGCCCAGCACUGAAAUGCGACCUCACCACUGCAUGUUUUAACAGCUGCUUCUCUCUCCGUCUCUGUCCCCUGUCUUUUCCCCCUUUCUUCUUUCAGGUUUUUUAAGUCAUGAUGCAAGAAUCUGGGGCGGAGGCAACCAGCAAUGGACCGGCCAGCCAAAAUGGAGCAGCAAGCCUGGAGGGAGGCUCCAGGGAGGGACGACACAAGAGCAACACGCCGUUGGUGGAAAUGAGCGCGGCUGAACUUUUGCAUCUCCAGCAGCAGCAGGCCGUCCAAGUUGCACGGCAGAUACUCCUCCACCAACAGCCGCAAUCUCAAUCGCAUCAGCUGCAGCCUCAACAAAACACUGGCCGCAAAUCCCCCACAGCCACUGAGAAGCAGCAAAGUCUACAGGUUCCAGUUUCAGUGGCUAUGAUGACACCUCAAGUGAUAACUCCACAACAGAUGCAGCAAAUUCUUCAGCAGCAAGUCCUGAGCCCUCAGCAGCUCCAGGUUCUUCUCCAGCAGCAACAGACCCUCAUGUUGCAGCAGCAGCAGCUCCAGGAAUUCUACAAGAAGCAGCAGGAACAGCUGCACCUCCAGCUACUUCAGCAGCAGCAUGCAGGCAGCAAACAAGGCAAAGAGGUGUCGGCGCAGCAGCUGGCCUUCCAGCAGCAGCUCCUCCAGGUCCAGCAGGUCCAGCAGCAGCACCUACUCCACCUUCAGAGACAAGGCCUGCUCACGAUCCAGCCCGGACAGACCGGCCUGCCGCUUCACUCGCUCACUCAGGGCAUGAUUCCAGCCGAGCUGCAGCAACUGUGGAAGGAGGUGACGAACGCUCACGUGAAGGAGGAGCACCACAACAGCAGCAACAACCAUAGCAACAGCAACAACGGCCACCGGGGCCUUGACCUGUCCUCCCCGACCACGCCAAAGAACCCACUUGUUAACCAGCAAUCCUCUACCAACGGGCAGUACAUGAGCCACAAGAGAGAAGGGUCCACAUUAGAAGAGCCCUCCCCUCACUGUCACCCACUCUACGGUCACGGCGUCUGCAAGUGGCCCGGAUGUGAGGCCGUGUUUGAGGAUUUCCAGUCUUUUCUCAAACAUCUGAACAAUGAGCACGCCCUGGACGACAGGAGCACGGCCCAGUGUCGGGUGCAGAUGCAGGUUGUCCAACAGCUGGAACUGCAGCUAGCAAAAGACAAAGAACGUCUGCAAGCCAUGAUGACACACCUUCACGUCAAGUCCACAGAGCCCAAAGCCACGCCACAGCCGCUCAACCUGGUGUCCAACGUCACGCUGUCCAAGUCGGCCCCCGAGGCCUCUCCUCCUCUGAGCCUGCCCCGGACUCCGACCACGCCCACGACGCCACUCACACCGAUGUCCCAGACCCACUCCGUCAUCACAGCCAACAGCCUGCACAGUGUGGGGCCCAUUCGACGGCGCUACUCAGAAAAGUACAACAUGCCCAUUUCUCCAGAUCUUAGUCAGAACAAAGAGUUUUACAUGAAUGCAGAUGUUCGACCACCGUUUACGUACGCCUCCCUCAUCAGACAGGCGAUCCUCGAAUCUCCCGAAAAGCAGCUAACACUAAAUGAAAUCUACAACUGGUUCACGAGAAUGUUUGCAUACUUUAGGCGCAACGCAGCAACAUGGAAGAACGCAGUCCGGCAUAAUCUUAGUCUUCACAAGUGUUUUGUGCGAGUAGAAAACGUUAAAGGUGCUGUGUGGACAGUCGACGAAAUAGAGUUCCAAAAGAGACGGCCUCAGAAGAUCAGUGGAAGUCCAGCCUUGGUGAAAAACAUUCAGACCAGCUUAGGUUAUGGUUCGUCCCUCUCUGCUGCCUUCCAGGCUUCAAUGGCAGAAAACAACAUACCUCUAUACACUACUGCUUCCAUUGGAAGUCCUACCCUCAACUCACUGGCCAACGCCAUCCGUGAGGAGAUGAAUGGAGCGAUGGACCAUGGCAACAGCAACGGCAGUGACAGCAGCCCAGGACGCUCACCGCUGCCAGCUAUGCAUCACAUCAGCGUGAAGGAGGAACCACUGGACCCCGACGACCACGAAGGGCCGCUCUCCCUCGUUACCACAGCCAAUCACAGUCCAGAUUUUGAUCACCACAGAGAUUACGAUGACGACCAAGGCCAUGACGACAUGCUGUAAGGCAGGCGCCAGAAAUUUGCCGAUUCCCUCCUCCCACCAUCUUGGACUUCCUCCCCUCUCAGCCUGAGAGGCUGGGGUAGUGAGGACCUUCAGGGAGACAGAAGGAGCUCCCCAGCAGGUUACAAACAGUGAACUGCAGCCUCAGCUCAGAAGUGUCCACUUUUUAGUGCCAUUACCACAUAGCAAAAAGACAGGGGGGGGGGGUCACAGAAAAAAACCACCACUGGUCUCUGUUCCCCUCUGAUUCCUUUGUACUUUUCAUUGACCUGAAACUUAAAAAAAAAAAAAAAGAUGAACCUCUCAUUUUUACUCAUGUGGUCUUGUUUGGUACAAGGAGAGUUGGGUGAAGAAUUGUGAGGCAGACUCUGGGAGAUGCCCUUCACCAUGAAGCUGGGAUGCACUGCAUUCUACAGACUGCAAGAACGGUGGGCUCUCCCCUCCACCCACCCACUCACUCACCCAACCCCCACUGUCUUUUGGCUUUUUGUUUUCGCCCUUGGUCUGUCUUCCUCUCUUCUUCUCUCGGACACACACUUUUAACCACAAACUGAGGAGAGGGGGGUGGGGUGACUGACGUUUCAUUUCACCCGGUGUGUGUGCGUGUGUGUGCGGACUACACUCUGUUGUUACUGCCUUCAACACUUGACGUUGGUUUAAAUCUAUCUGGGGUCACUGCUGGGGGAGACGUUGGUUUUAUUUUGGUGUAUUUCAUGUUUUUGGGGUUGGUUUUUAAUUCUCCAUCAUUCAGUGCUGUUUCCAAGGACGAUUAGAGCCACAGAGAAAAAACAACAACAACAUCUUUAGUCUCUGUUUCUCCUCAGGUUGUUUUGGAUUUAUUUUUAAUCACAAUCUCUAAAAACCUAAUUAGUUCUGACAUUAAAAUUAAUUUAAGAGUUAAAAUUUUGACUUUAUUGACAGUAUUUUAGUAAAAGCUGAAGUGACUUUUUAUCAGAUGAAAUCAAGUUAGAUGAAUUUGUUAUUUAAAUAUUGAGUCAUAAUUUUAAGCAGAAAGGUCGUAAUUAUAGCUUUAAAGUCAGAAUACUGGGGUUUAUUCGUACUGUGCAAAAGUUACGGCAGCCUUUCCUUUUUAAAGGGUAAGUAACAAAAAUCAGUUGUUUGGUAACAUUGAAGUGUAAAACCAAACACAGCUGUUUUUUUGUGUGUGUGCGCUGACUGAGGGCUCAGCCUUGCAGCCCCCAUCACUGGUGCUCUCGGCUGCUGGACUGUGGAGCUCCGACCUGUGACAGCUUCUAGGCAGGGAGAUUAAAAUCAUAUUUUAAUUGAAUCAAUCACUAGUUAAUUCUCCCAAAACAAACAUUCUUUAUUCUGGUUCUUUACUUUUCUUUACAUACUGAGGAAAUGUAGCUGCAAAAAGAUGGAGGUUUUACAGAAAUUGUGUAUACCGCCUAAAACUCCUGCACAUUCCUGUAUUUAUUUUUUUUUUAACCUUUGAGUCAGAAUAUUUCACUUCUGCUUCAGAGUUCAGCCCUUAAAUAAAAAAACUGAGAUUCAAGCUUCAAAUUUAGAAUUAGAAAAAAUUUGAAUUCGUGAGGAAUAAAAUAAAAUAAAAAUCCUGACAUUUAACCUCAAACUCUACUCUUCCGUGAUAGAAGUCAGAUGUGACAUCAGGACUUGGUGUCCACUGCUGGGAGACUCUGUGUACAGCACUUGAUGAUGAAUGUUUGUGUUUUGUUUUUUUUAACCUUUUCUGCUUCUUUUGAUUACAGACAGUGUCAGACACACUGCUUGUUUUUUUAUUCUAAAGUCAUCAACAUGGGUAAAAAAAAAAACAAAACCUGACUCCACUCUGACAUGUAGCCCACCCUCCCCCCCUCCUUCUCAUGAAGUUCACUGGCGAUGCACUACUCAUAAUGAAGGCUCUCUCCACGCAUCAAUGAAGCUUAAUUUAAGAUGUGAAUGAAUGACAGAGAAAUCAUGCAGGUUAUGGUUUAUCCUGAUGAAAUUAGACUUUAAAACAGGCCUCACCACAUGAGCAUGCUGAGCUGCAACACAAUGUCUGAUCACCUACAAGCUGCAGGGUUUUUUUUAACUACAUCAAAUGAAAAUGUCAGGUGUGCACAGGCGAGAUAAUGAUUUAGACCAACUAAUUGUGAUUUCUGAACACAACUGUCACUGUUAAUCAAACUGUGUCUGCGUUUCCACUCCGUGAUUUCAUUCAGAGCCGGGAGAUAAACGUGCGCUCCCUCUGAUGCUUUAUUUGUCUCCCACACACCACUGGUUUUUAGAUGCCAGUGAUUGUUAAUAAUUGCACACACACACCAGAUGAAAACGCUCUCCCUCAGUGUUCCCAAACCUGCAGUCAGAAUCUCACGUCGCACAUUCCGGUGUCUGACAGCCGUCAUUCAGGGCCCACUGUUUGCCCCCUGACCCAACGUGAAGUUUCAUGUCACAAUAAAAAGCUUUGAGACAAAGCAAAAAAAAAAAAAAAAUUCCCAAAUUGUUAAAGUAAUAAAAUGUAAAGAAAACCAUGAGCAUCAAGACUGCAAUCAACCACUUUUCCUUUUUUAUUUAUUAAUCCUAAUUAUUUUAUGGAUUUCUUUGGCUUUAUUUGUUGUUCAUCUGUUGAAAUACCUUGUGCUGUUACUACCAAAGAUAAAGUACCGAUUAUCAAUGUUGUGUUCCAUUCAAUGGCAGCAGCAGUGAAUCCAUGUCAGACUGAAGUGAGGGAAUUGUUUUCAUGUCGUUUAAACCAAAGUGGAGUCUGGAACAGGACAGUUGUAGUUGUGGUUUGCAGUGACCAAAUUUGCCAGUCUGACCAUCGUGAUUUUGACCAAAUGAGGAAAAUUGUUGUUGUUUGUGGGCCAGUGAGUGGAAAAGGGAACAUAAAGGGUCCGUACUGUAGAUGGCGCUGAUGAGGGAAAACAUCCUGGUUAAUAAGGGACGAGGAGAAUAAUGUGAAACAGUCCGAUGACUUCAUCCACUGUUGUUCCUUCACGCGUCUGUAUCCCUCAUUGAUUGUAUGCCACUUCUUUGGGAUUUUAUUGGAAACGAGGGAAGACUUUAUGAUUGUGUUUUUUGUUUUUUUGUUUUUUUAUAUUGAAAAAACACUCCUGUCAACUAAUAAGCUGGGUACAAGGUACUUAAUUAUGGUUAUUGUUAUUAUUAUUGUUGUUUUGAGAAACUUAUUGCAAAUAAAUUACAAGCCCCAUUUCCCAGAAAGGUUGGUAUUGAUGAUACAAGUGCAACAAUUAUCAAAAUGAUUCAUUUCAGUAUCGCUGCUCAGUUAAAGGGAAGAAGAAGAGACUCAAACGUACGUUUGUUUGUUCAACAUCAAGUCGUUUAUAAAUUGUUACCUACAAAACAUUUCAAAACUUGGGACAAAGACAAGUUUACUACUGGUCACAGCCAGUAUUACAGCGUACUACCUUGGAGAUUUUCAAGAUGUUUUUUUUCUUUUUUUUCUCUCUUUUACAAACAGUGUAACAUUUUUGAUCGAACACAGAUCUACACCGCAGGCAGACCAGUCAAAGGCAACCCUUUAUACUUAAGACUGGUGCAUUGUGAAGCUGGCCAUUGUCCUGUCAGGAGCCUCUGAGUGUCAGCUACUGUGAGGAAAAGUUUCAGUUACAGUAACUGUAAUUGUAGAAAGUCAAGAACAGAUUAACAUUUGGACUCCAAACGUAUCACAGACCUGUAGGACUAUCACAGUAGAAGCUGGGUUCUAAUGCACCUCAAGGCCUGGAGAGUUAGCAGACUCAGCAGUGGUUUUCAUCUUUUUUCUUUACUCUCAGAUAUUUCUCCUGACUCCCUGGAUUUGUUCCCAGUUACUGUUUUGCACUCCCCACCACCUCCUGCACAAUUCGUCGAUUUACUUAUCUUUUCUGGCAGAGACUCAAACUUUUUAAAACUGAAAUGUUUAAUAUAAGACAUUUUUUUAACCCAACCUGUUUUUUGUCCCAACAUUUUUGCAGUAAAUUUCAGCAUCAAUUUAUCAAUGAACAGUCUUCUUCUUCUGUACCCUGCUGUCUAAUUAGUAAUUACCAAACUGCUGAUUGGAGAUUCUGUUGCAUUGGGAAAAAAAGUCUUCCAACGUUUGGCAAAUGGGGUCUGUACAAAGAAAAAGGGCGAUCUGUGGUUUCCAGAAGAUUCAUUUAACAUCCCGGCAGCUGUGGGAUGGGUCACUUCCAGUCAGGCUAAGAUCGUGAGAACUGGCCCAGGCUUGCCCACAAACCCCCUGGUCCUGGAGCUGGUCUGUUUGGUAUUCUGAGAAGAAGGAAAGCGCUGGUAGAUUAGAACAUUCUCAGCAUCUGUAUCCCCACAUUACUAAAGAUAACAGCAUGAGAAAAACACGUGAGGGCCCAUACAUCAUUUCAAACCUAUGGGGACUGAUUUAAUUAAACCAGAAGAGACGUUGAAAACCAUUUCACUGGAUUACACUGCAUGUGUAGCUUCAAAUCGGAGCUUAUCCAUGUAAAGAAUGUAUUGUUUCCUUCACCACUAGAUCCUCACUCAUGCAGCCCCGCGUGACCCAGACCUCUGUGUCGUAUCUGUUCAGUUUUUCUGCCAUUCCAAUGUUAGGUUGUACAUACCUGCCAGUCAAACCCUCCGUCUUCUCCCUGUUGUUCCCCGCGGGUUACUUUUAGAUUUUGAAAAAAAAUACAUUUGUAUUAUGAUGUUUGCUUUGUCACCACUGCUUUUAUAUGACCAUGGAAAUAGCUACGUGACAAACUGCUGUAUGUAAAGGAAUGGCAAACUGAUUUGCAAAUGUAUUUUAAAUUUUGAAUCCCAGAAGAAGAAAAAGAAAAAAAAAAUCCCCUUUCAUUCUCAAGGACGUGUGGGUGAGCAGGGCACGGGUUUAUUCCCCGUUUUGGAUUUUAUUCUGUAAUAUAGACAGACCUUUCUCUGUUAUCAGUGACAUAAGCAUUUUUGUACAGAUGAUUUUUUUUUUCUUCUUUUCCCCUCCGUAUUUUUUACACUUCCUUUUGAUGAUCCACCUCCUGCCGUCUGUGGCUUGUAUGUUAAAGAUAAACUGCUCUGAGAAAAAAAAAAAUGAGAGAGAAAAAAAAAGACAGAGCAGACAGGUAUAUUUCCUCUACUAGACGGGGAUGUUGUGCAUGACUAAUCCCAGGGUCACAGAGAUGUGAGGAAGGGGAGGGUGGUUCAAGCAGUCAGUAAUAAUGUAAGGUUGUAUCAUUCUAAUGAUAAUUUAUAUUAAAUGAAUAGGAAGCAGAAAGACAAAUAUGCAGUGCCAAGAUGUAAAGAAUAUUGUUAAAUGCUUUUUUUUUCUCGUCGAAAUGCUGUUUGUUCUUUUUUGGGGUUUUUUAAAUGAAAAUAUAUCUCAGUUUGUGUGCAUCAAAUACAUGUCCCUCAACACUCAUUCAGAUAUUUAUAUGAAGAUUUUUCUUGUAGAGACUACAAGGCCUUGUGCACUGUGGCCGUCUGUGGUGUCAGAACCCGAGCUCAUUGUCUCCACCAUCACCAACCAUCCAGCCUGCUGUCAUAUGUCUCAUUGUCUCACUUUUUUUUUCUCUUCCAUGCUGAGGGUGGAGGGAGGAUGAAGCAGCAGCAGCCGCUGAUAAAGAAGAGCUGUCACGGCGCUCUCGUCCUGCAGCAGCUUGUCUUUCUUUCUCUGUCUUUCUUUCUUUUUUGAAGAUGUACUUUGUUUUGGUUUUUUUUUUCAUUUUUUUAUAAAAAGAAUUAUUGCUCAUGGUUUCCAUCAGUCUGUAACCUCAUCAUUCCUUGUCUGUGAGACGCAGACCCCUCUGUUGUAGUCAGCAGCAAAGACUGACGUGAGCAUUCUAAACAUGCAAUAAAGAAAAUGCUGGUUGUUUACAUUUC